Messenger RNA from Closterium sp. Yama58-4, 1314 nucleotides. NCBI's taxonomy places the organism in Eukaryota, Viridiplantae, Streptophyta, Zygnematophyceae, Desmidiales, Closteriaceae. The record is from the annotation of a GenBank genome assembly.
AUGCGUCGCGCCGACGUGCUCGCGUGUCAGAUCCAGAGCUGGUACCCCAGCUUCCGCUCCGUCUCGCUCCGCACAGAGAUCAUCCCUCUCCCGCCCGAAUUCAUCGACUACCUCCUUUCCGACGGAAUCUUCCUCCCUGCUUCGUGUAAGGCGCUCCCCACGCGCACGCGGGUGGGCGAGUGGGAGGCGCAUCGCGACGACUAUGAGGGGAUGAAGGAGGAGGACGACGAAGCAGACGAACCCGAUGUGCCCUCCUUCCCUGUGCUCGAGGCUGCCGUUGACGCUGCUAUUGCGCGGCUGGGGGGAUUUGUGCUGCCAAAACUCAAUUGGAGCUGCCCUAAGGACGUGGGGUGGCUGAGUACAACGGGUACACCCAAGUGCAGCAACGCCCAGGAGGUUUUUCUGCUUCUCAAGGCCUCAGACUCCCUCACCUACGACCUCUGCCAUGCCUUUGACAGUUGUGUUGACUCUUCUUCAACUGACGAUUCUUCAAAAGCAGAAACACCUUCAGCUGCUGAUGGUUCGGAGCCGGCCAGCAGCAGGAGCAAUGGGGGAGCGUGUGUGGCGGCUACAGUAGCAGAUGGAAAGCAGCAGGGGCACAGCAAUGCUGGCGAAAUGAAUGGUGAUGCUGAGCCACGGCAAGAGCAGCAGGUGGAAGAGGUGGAGCAGCAAGAGCGUGCGCAGCAGGGCCGUCCGUCUGAGUUUGUGCUUGCCUUGCGCAAGUGGUUUGACCUCUGGCCAGAAAUGGAGUUUCGCUGCUUUGUCAAGGCCCAUCAGCUCGUUGGAAUUUGUCAGAGGGAGAUCACAUCGUUCUACCCAUUUCUAGUUGAUUCUCAUGAAAAAAUCAAGCUCCAGUUAUGUGAUUUCUACAACAACCACAUGUGUGGCAGAUUUUCUUCUUCUGACUAUACUUUUGAUGUCUACAUUACUCGUGAUGGCCGAGUGAAGCUGGUUGAUUUCAACACGUAUGGUGGAGCCACUCUACCGCUUCUUUUCUCUUGGGAGGAAAUAGACAGUAUGCACUCAGAAAGAUGCGUGAGGCACGAGACAUCCAGGACCGCCAGUGACUCAAACUCGUCAGCUCCAGAGCAGCUGGGUAGUGGCAGGCCUGGCUGCUGUUCAUCCAAUAAAGUGGAGAUGCGGAUUGUGGAGUCGCGGAGUGGUGUUCAGUUGGGGUUGAGAGCUGCUAGCGGUGCCCCGUUUGACCUUCAUGAUAGAUCAGAAGGCAGUGCAUUUGAAGAGCUUAUGGAGAAGCUGAAGGUGGAGUGCACCACUAAUCAGGAUUGCGGUAGUGAUGAUGAGGAUGCUGGUUAG